Mesoplodon densirostris (Blainville's beaked whale) is the source of this 777-nucleotide messenger RNA. It is a transcript of the gene PI15, whose product is annotated as peptidase inhibitor 15. NCBI's taxonomy places the organism in Eukaryota, Metazoa, Chordata, Mammalia, Artiodactyla, Ziphiidae. Bases 1 to 777 code for a protein of 258 amino acids. Gene Ontology annotation, cellular component: extracellular region. The record is from RefSeq and is a predicted model, not a curated record. The transcript has 5 exons.
AUGAUAGCAAUCUCUGCCAUCAGCAGUGCACUCCUGUUCUCCCUUCUCUGUGAAGCAAGUGCCGUCGUCUUACUCAAUUCCACUGACUCAUCCCCGCCAACCAAUAAUUUCACUGAUAUUGAAGCAGCUCUAAAAGCACAACUAGAUUCUGCGGACAUCCCCAAAGCCAGGCGGAAGCGCUACAUUUCGCAGAAUGACAUGAUCGCCAUUCUUGAUUAUCAUAACCAAGUUCGGGGCAAAGUGUUCCCACCAGCAGCAAACAUGGAAUAUAUGGUCUGGGAUGAAAAUCUUGCAAAAUCUGCAGAGGCUUGGGCAGCUACUUGCAUUUGGGACCAUGGGCCUUCUUACUUAUUGAGAUUUUUGGGUCAAAAUCUAUCUGUACGAACUGGAAGAUAUCGCUCUAUUCUCCAGUUGGUCAAGCCAUGGUAUGAUGAAGUGAAAGAUUAUGCUUUUCCGUAUCCCCAGGAUUGCAAUCCCAGAUGUCCUAUGAGAUGUUUUGGCCCCAUGUGCACACAUUAUACACAGAUGGUUUGGGCCACUUCCAAUCGAAUAGGAUGUGCAAUUCAUACUUGUCAAAACAUGAAUGUUUGGGGAGCUGUAUGGCGCCGUGCAGUUUAUCUGGUAUGCAACUAUGCCCCAAAGGGCAACUGGAUUGGAGAAGCACCAUAUAAAGUAGGGGUACCAUGUUCAGCUUGCCCUCCCAGUUAUGGGGGGUCUUGUACCGACAAUCUUUGUUUUGCAGGAGUAACGUCAAACUACCUAUACUGGUUUAAAUAA